UUCCUUCCCGGCGGGCGCGGCGUCAUCGGGGAGCGCCGCCGGGCCGGGAGCAGGGCAGCGGAGCUGACGGGGGCGCGGCCGGGCUGCCCCCGGAGCCAUGGCCCGCCAGCUCAUCGGCCCCGCGCUGCCGCCCGGCUUCCCGCGCCGCGCCGAGGCCGAGCCGGGCGAGGACUUCAGCCAGGUUGCAGGACCAGCACUCCCUCCAGGCUACAAAAGCAGCUGUAGCUCAGAAAAUCCUGACAGUGAUGACGACUCAGAAUCUCUUCCUCUACCCAGAGACGCAAACAGAGAUUCUGAAGAGGAGACAGAAGGAGAUCCAGCACCCAAAAAGCCAAAAAGGAUUCAUGAAGAUGAUGAUGAUGAUGGGUUUUUUGGGCCAGCUCUUCCUCCUGGGUUUAAAAAACAGGAUGAUUCUCCAGAGAGGCCCAUUAUAGGUCCUGCAUUACCACCUGGCUUUAAGAAACCAGAGGACACCAGGAGUAGCAGAUGUUUCAUAGGACAGUCUGUUUCAUCAGAAUCCCGUCCCCAGCUGACAGAUAGUAGUGAGGAUGAAGACAAUUUUAUAGGCCCAAUGCCUGCAAAAGGACCAGUGGAGUCUGAUGUGGCUGAAGAGUUUGAACGCAGAGCUCAGAGAAUGAAAGAAAAGCUUACUUCAGCAGACAGUGAUGAACCCAAACAAGUUACCAGGGAAUCAUGGAUGACAGAGCUUCCACCUGAGUUGAAAAGCUUUGGAUUUGGCCCAAGAACAUUCAAGAGACGAGCUGAUGACAAAUCAGGUGAUAGAUCUAUUUGGACAGAUACUCCAGCUGACAGAGAGAGAAAAGCCAAGGAAAGAGAAGAGGCAAAAAAGUCAAGCAGUAAGGAUAAUGAAGAAAUGGCAUUAUCUGGAAGGGACAAGAGGCUUAUUGAGCAGGUGACUUCAUACAAUGAGUCAAAGAGGUCAGAGUCUCUCAUGGACAUCCACCAGAAAAAGCUGAAGAGCAAAGCAUCUGAAGAGAAGAGCAAACCUCAGGAGAGAAGGCCGUUUGACCGAGAGCAGGAUCUCAAAGUCAAUCGCUUUGAUGAAGCACAAAAGAAAGCUCUUUUAAGAAAAUCCAGAGAUCUGAACAGCAAAUUUGAGCACAGUAAAGGCAACAUGUUUUUAUAAGAUGAAAGCAUUAAGCUUUUUUGAAGUGGAGUCAAUUAAAAUUUGAAUACUUAAUUUUUGUAAGUAUUUUUCUGUAAAUAUUUGUAUGCAAAAUAAAUAUCCUGAUGUUUAACUAUUUUUCCUUGUCUGUAAAUACUCUCUUAGGGAGGAUCAUCUGUACUAUAACAAAACUAGUAAAAAGUCCUUGUAUGAAAAAAAAAAUAAAAUUUGCUACUUUAAAAAUUU
Molecule: messenger RNA, 1372 nt
Organism: Oenanthe melanoleuca
Lineage: Eukaryota; Metazoa; Chordata; Aves; Passeriformes; Muscicapidae
Gene: GPALPP1
Product: GPALPP motifs containing 1
Exons: 8
Coding region: 98-1147 (349 amino acids)
Source: RefSeq, a predicted model, not a curated record